Messenger RNA from Dichotomopilus funicola, 1473 nucleotides. RefSeq names its product Dolichyl-diphosphooligosaccharide--protein glycosyltransferase subunit 1. The transcript has 3 exons. Gene Ontology annotation, cellular component: membrane; oligosaccharyltransferase complex. The record is from RefSeq and is a predicted model, not a curated record. The coding region runs from base 1 to 1473 and encodes 490 amino acids. NCBI's taxonomy places the organism in Eukaryota, Fungi, Ascomycota, Sordariomycetes, Sordariales, Chaetomiaceae.
AUGAAGACGUCAGGCGUCUUCUCGGCGCUCCUGUCGCUGCUGUCGCUGGCCUCGGCCGCGAGCUCCAAGUCAAGCAGCAGUAGCUCCACCACACUUCCGUCCACCUUCCGACCACCCCAAGUCUUCAAGAACGCCAAUCUGGUGCACAUCAUCUCGGUCGAGAAGAACUACGUCAAAGAGAACGUCAACGUGCUCGUGCAGAACAUCGACAAGGAGGCCCAGGAUGAGUACUUCGUGCCGUUUACGGCCGACCAGCUAUCGCGCCUCGGCGGGGUGGAGGUGAAGGACCGCAAGGACAGCAGCGCGGGGCCGUUUGUCGCCGAGGUGGUCGAGUUUGACAAAGACAGUGACAUCCAGUACCUCCGCAUCCGUCUCCCCAACGCCCUCGCGCCAGGCGCGCAGCGGACCCUCGGCAUCAGCUACUACCUCCUCAAGGCCUACAAUCCCCUCCCAGCCUCGAUCAAGCAAGAAGAGAAGCAAUACCUCUCCUUCCCAUUCUCAGCCUACUGGUUGUCCGCCUACGACACGACCAAGCAAAAGACCGAAGUCAAGUUCCCAUCGGGCGCAAUCCUCGACUAUACCAAGCUCCCAGGCAGCGGCGACGUCGAGGAGUUCCCGCAGAAGAAGCUGACCUACGGCCCAUUCGACGAGAAACCCGCGGGGGCCACCGAGCCCGUCAGCGUGCGCUUCGAGUUCAACAAGCCGGUGACACACGUUUCGGAGCUGGAGCGCGACAUCGAGGUCAGCCACUGGGGCGGCAACGUAGCCUUUGAGGAGCGCUACACGCUGCACCACCGCGGCGCGAACCUGUCGUCGCUGUUCAACCGCGUCAAGUGGCAGCAGUCGCAAUACUACCAGCCCAACUCGCAUGCGCUGAAGGAGCUCAAGUUCCCGCUGCGCCCUGGCAGUGCCGACCCGUACUACACCGAUGUCAUUGGCAACGUGUCGACAUCCAAGUUCCGGAGCAACAAGCGCGAGGCCUUGCUUGAAGUUAAGCCGCGGUACCCGUUGUUUGGCGGGUGGAAGUACCCCUUCACAAUUGGCUGGAACUCGGACGCCAGCCACUUUUUGCGGAAGACGGCCGCCGGCGGGUUUGUGCUUAACGUGCCCUUCCUCGAGGGCCCGAAGCAGGCGGAGGGUGUUGAGUAUGAACAGGUGCAAAUCCGGGUCAUCCUGCCCGAGGGAGCCGAAAAUGUGCAAUACCACACCUCCAUCCCAACCCAAUCCAUCACCUCUACCAGCGUCGGAGUCCACAAGACCUUCCUCGACACCAUCGGCCGCACGGCCCUCAUCAUCAAGGCUCGCAACCUCGUCGACGACUUCCGGGACCGCGACCUGGUCAUCACAUACGACUACCCGCUCGCGGCAGCCCUGAGGAAACCACUGAUUGUGUUUGGCAGCGCCGUGGCCGUGUUUGUGAGCGCGUGGCUCGUGGGAAAUCUGGAGCUGAAAUUUGAUGCGAAGAAGAAAUAG